This is a messenger RNA of Acanthisitta chloris (rifleman), 489 nucleotides long. It is a transcript of the gene ANTKMT, whose product is annotated as family with sequence similarity 173, member A. Lineage: Eukaryota; Metazoa; Chordata; Aves; Passeriformes; Acanthisittidae. The transcript has 4 exons. Gene Ontology annotation, cellular component: mitochondrion. The annotation marks the transcript as partial. Gene Ontology annotation, biological process: regulation of mitochondrial ATP synthesis coupled proton transport; positive regulation of proton-transporting ATP synthase activity, rotational mechanism; peptidyl-lysine trimethylation. The record is from RefSeq and is a predicted model, not a curated record. Gene Ontology annotation, molecular function: protein-lysine N-methyltransferase activity.
CCCGCCAGCCCCGGCCAGGUGGCCAACGCCAUGGCACUGCUGCGAGGCCGCGCGGGGAAGACGGUGGACCUGGGGUCCGGGGACGGACGGAUCGUGGUUGAGGCUUACAAGCAAGGUCUGAGACCUGCCCUAGGCUAUGAGCUCAAUCCCUGGCUGCUGUGUCUCUCCAACUACCGUGCCUGGAAGGCUGGGUACCACGGGAAGGUCUCCUUCCUGAAGAAAGAUCUGUGGAAGGUGGAUCUUUCUGACUGCUACAAUGUGAUUGUGUUCCUAGCCCCCAGCGUGAAACCUCCCUUGGCCACCAAGCUCCUCGCGGAACUCCCCGACGAUGCCCGAGUGGUGUCUGGACGCUUCCCCUUCCCCUCCUGGCCCCCCAGCAGCUCCCUGGGGCAGGGGCUGGAGCAGGUCUGGGCCUAUGACAUAAAGGAGGUUCGUCGAGCAGCACGGAGCAGUGCCCAGGGAAGCCUGGGCUGGCAGCAGCCUCGUUAG